Molecule: messenger RNA, 5358 nt
Organism: Fukomys damarensis (Damara mole-rat)
Lineage: Eukaryota; Metazoa; Chordata; Mammalia; Rodentia; Bathyergidae
Gene: Cfap43
Product: cilia and flagella associated protein 43
Exons: 38
Coding region: 102-5063 (1653 amino acids)
Biological process (GO): sperm axoneme assembly; cilium assembly
Cellular component (GO): axoneme
Molecular function (GO): protein binding
Source: RefSeq, a predicted model, not a curated record
GAUACGAGCGUAAACAACUAAGGCUGCUCCGCGGGGGCUGCCGGGGUAGCUGAGCCGGGGUCUGGCGUUGGCUGUAAUGUCCGCCGAGGGAAAAGCAGCCCAUGGCGCAAGGCAGGGAGCGAGAGGACGCUUCCUACUACGCCCAAUCCGCCGGCGGCGCGAGCCUGUCCGUGAGAUGGGUGCAAGGAUUCCCUAAGCAGAAUGUUCACUUUGUCAACGACAACACCAUUUGCUACCCUUCUGGAAAUUAUGUCAUAUUUAUUAAUAUCGAAACCAAGCAGAAGACGGUACUCCAGUGUAUUAAUGGAAAUGUGGGAGUCAUGGCAACUAACAUUCCUUAUGAAGUUGUGGCUUUUUCCGACCGGAGGCUGAAACCCCUCAUCCACAUAUACAACUUUCCUGCACUGACCAGAAGGACCAAAUUAAAAGGCAAUGUUCUCCUGGACUACACGUUACUUUCGUUCAGCUACUGUGGCACCUACCUGGCUAGUUACUCCUCUCUCCCGGAAUUUGAAUUGGCCCUCUGGAACUGGGAAUUGAGUGUCAUCCUGUGCAAGCAGUCCCAGCCGGGAGUGGACUUGAGCCAGAUGUCUUUCAACCCCAUGAACUGGCACCAGCUGUGCUUGUCGAGCCCCAGCACAGUGACAGUGUGGACCAUAGAAAGAAGUGACCAGGAGCAUUAUUUCAAAGCGAAGCCAGUAAAACUCCCUCUGGAAGACGGGUCGCCUUUUAAUGAAGCCGACGUGCUUUUCCCGGAGUCACUGCCCAAGGACCCCAUCUACGGGCCGGUGCUGCCCCUGUCAGCCGUCGCUGGUCUGGUGGGCGAGGAGGCGGAGACGUUCAGGCCAAAAGAUGACCUGUAUCCUUUGCUUCACCCCACUAUGCACUGUUGGACUCCAACUAGUGACCUGUAUGUCGGCUCUGAAGAGGGUCAUCUCGUAAUGAUUAGUGGGGAAACUUUGAAGGUGACUGUGCUUCGGAAGAUAGAAAAGGCACAACAGCUGGAAGAUGCACCACGUCUUUUCAGUCCAGUCACCAUGGUUUAUCAAAAGGAAGGCGUGCUUGCUUCUGGAAUUGAUGGUUUCGUGUAUUCUCUCACUGUUAAAGAUUCAAGUUCUUACAGAAUAGAGGACUUUCUUGAAGUUGAAAGGCCUGUAGAACAUUUGAUGUUUUCUCCCGGUUAUAAGACGCUGCUGAUUCAGACAGACAAGGGAUCUGUUUAUAUCUAUACUUUUGGUGAGGAGCCAACCUUAGACAAAGUCCUAGAUGCUUGUGAUGGAAAGUUUCAGGCAAUUGACUUCAUCACACCUGGAACCAAACACUUCAUGACAAUCACACUUUCAGGGGAAGUUUGUAUCUGGUGGCUGGAGGACUGCACUUGUGCAAGCAAGAUUUAUCUGAAUACCACAACGACAACCCUGGCCUGCUCUCCGUCCUCCCUCUCCGCAGCGGUGGGGACGCUGGGCGGCUGCGUGCUAAAAUGUGAUCCAUUAGAUUUCUUCUUUUCCAGUUAUGACCAGCGAGGACUGUACUUGUUAGUUGGAACAUCAGAAGGAAACAUCUUUGUUAUCAAUGCCAAACCCACAAGCUCAUUUGAGAUUCUUGGAUUCACAGAGGCGAGCAAGGAUGUUCUUCAGAUAUCCACAGUGUCUCUUUUGGGAACAAAUGCGGUGAAAGUGAUGGUGCUUUCCUCGCUUCCAGAAGCAGAGAGAAGCAGGCUGGAAAUAUUUACGCUGCCUAAAAAGCUACCACAAGGCAUUGUCAAUGAAAGGGGACGACUGAGAGAUGAGCUCAUUCACAAGCACCUGUGUGAGGUGGAGCACACCCUGGCUUCCGCGGUCUUGGACUUUCAGAGGAGCCGGAUAUGUGGGUUCUGCCGCCACGUGCCGUACAUCUGCAGCUACCGUCUCCCUGAAAAAGACCAGGGCAGCGUUUGCAUUCUUAAGCCAUACCAAAAAGUGCAAAGCAAACACUAUGGACCUGGAAUGGCUCACCUGUCCUCACACGGAUUAUGGCUCCUAACGGCAGCGAAGUGUGGAGCCCUGUGCAUCCGAGAUGUUUACACUCUGGAAAUGUUUGCUCAGUGUCGGAGCCACUCCCACCAGGGGCAUGGGAUUCAGUCCAUGAGAAUUUCAGUGGAUGGACAGAGCAUCCUGGUAAAUGGGAAAGAUGACGGCACCCUGGUCUUCCUCAAAUGGAAGAGGCUUGGGGGAAACUCAGUGAGUGAAAUUACCGAAUAUUGCCAGCAACUGUUACUGUCUUUGAACACCAGCAUGGAGGAGGAGAAUAAUCAUCUCAGUGCAAUGCGACUUUCCUCAGCAUCGGAACCGGAAUCUGAGCAUGCAGUGUGUCAGAACAAGCUAAGCAUUGCCUCAUCACAAGAGGAAUUGAUCGUCACUGAUAGUGAGAAGGAAAUUCCCUGGGUACAACAAAAAAACCAAGAGGCUAUUGAAAAGGAGGUUAAGAUGUUUUCCCAGAAAAGGAAAGCAAUAAAAAGCGGAAUCAAAGAACUUGCUAAAACCGUUCUGACUAUGAUGGAAGAGAAUGAAAAGGUGGAUGAUAUUGCAAAGUUAGACCAUCAAGAGUUUUGCCUGGAUCUUGAGGAACUGGAAAGGCUUCACGAUCAAAGUGGAGAGGAGGUGGCAAAAAUAAGAAAGGAUGUGGAGAUGUACAACCUGGCCAAGAGAUACUUGACUGCCCUUAUCAAAGAAGAAUGCUGGAACUCCAUGGCUGUGAAAGGUCGGGCCCUUAAGUGCUUCCACAUCCCAUGUGUGGUUGAGAACUUCCCCAUGAGAGCACGCACAGCCGAGGAACUGAAGGAAUUGAAGAGAGUUCUGCAGCAAAAGAAGAUUGAAGCAGAGUGUCUUAAACUACAGAAGGAAAUUGUAGAGGAUCAGUCUGCAGUCUCCAUGAAAAAGAACGACCACAAAGAGGAGGAAGAGGAGGAGGAGGAUGAAGAGAAGAUAGUAACAGACACCAAGCUGCCCAAUUACUUGCUUGGCAGUCUGAGUACUGACUUUGGGAUAGACACUUCCUUGUUGUCAAGCCAACUGGAACUUCAUUCCAGAGAGGAGAAAAUCAACCAAAUUAUCUUACUGAAAGACAUCAUUUACAAGGUGAAAACUGCUUUCAAUAAUGAGUUUGAUGCUGCCUUUAAACAAAAAGAGCUGGAAGUUGCACGGGUGAUGGAGAGAAAUGUUAGGAUUAAAGAAAUUAUUUCAGACCUGGAGUUGGGAGAAAAAGUCUGGCAACCAGAAUUUGAAGACUGCGAGAAGCCAGAAAGGACCCUUGCUGUGGAGAAUUCUGAGAUUACAGCCCCAAGACACUUCACUACAUGGCAAAGAGCCAAAGCAGAAAUGACUGUGGUCCGCGAGAUUCGGCGAUGGAUCCAGGCGCGGGGCUCCAGUGAAAGAAGAAAAGGCCUGAUGGACAUGAUGGGAGGCGUCCUGGAAGUCAAGAGGGAAGACAUUUUGAGAAUGGUGAUCCCGCAACCAGCUUUCAUGGCAAAACCCGAUGCUCUGUGGACAGAAGAGGAAAGGAAACAAUUCAGAGACUAUGAGAAAAAAGUCAAGGAGCUAAAUGACGAGAGAGACAAGUAUAGAAAGUCCUUAGAAGCAGAACUGAAGAAACUUCAAAACUUUAUUCAAGAAAGCACACAGAACUUUGACGAACAUUUGAAAAGACUCUUUGAAAGGAGAGUGAGGGCUGAGACGGUUGUCAACCAGGAAGAACUGAAAAUAAGUAAUCUUAUUUUUUCUUUACUCUUGGAUGAAGAGUUAAACUCCAGAGAAAUGUUUCUGAACAACUACCUUUCAAAGAAGCAGGAAGAAAAAAGCCACACUUCAGAAGCAGUCCGGAAAUCUAGAGAAGACCUCGAUAUGUACAAGGAGAACUAUGACAACUUGCUGGCAGAGGACAAAGUUCUGGAUAGAAGCUUCAAAAAGGAAUUUUCUGAAAUUCCAAGUCAACAGGUGGAUAUACUCUAUAAACUUUUUAAACGCCGACCAAGAAUGCAGAAGCAGAAAGCACAAUCAGACACAGCCAGUAUCAUCCCUUUUGGAGAGCAACCAGGAGUUGGCGAGUUGAAUAAGGACACCUUUGCCCAGACAAUGAAAGCCAUGGAGGAGUUGGACAAUAUUAUUAACAUGCCAGAAGGCUUGGACCCCUUGGUCUGGGAUCAUUUCUGCAUAACGAGAAGAGCAAAAGUGGGAAAUGAAUACAAAGUGAAGCAGAAAGCGGCUGGCUUAGUGGAGAUGACGGCUUUUCUCCGCAAGAGAUUGGAGGAUGACGAAAAGGUGCAGCAGGAGAUCGAGAAAGUGUUCCACGAACUCACCCUAUUACAGGAAGACAAAAUGAAAUACCAGCUGAAUUUGACGAUACAAAUUCUCCUUAAACAAGGACAAGUAGAACUGGAGAAUUUCCAGCAAACUCUGCAGUAUCCUGAUGCAAUUCUCAUCAAUAGGACCAUCAUUGAAGAUCUGAACUCUGUAAUUCGGACUCAAGGACAAAAGAAAAUUGCUAGUAUGAUGGAAAGUAAAAAUGUACACAAAGGAAUAUAUCAGAUUGAGUGGGAUCAUAAGAAAAUGGAGAUGGAAAUGGAGGAUCUCAAUCAGAAGGCUUGGGACAUUCAGAUGCUGUUUUUUUCAAGAGAUCGUCAGAAGUACCUAAAUGAACCAAAUUAUGAGUCUUUGAUUACUCUUCAGAUUGGAAUAAUGGAACAAACCAUUCAUGUCUUAGAUAAGACCCACAAAAAGAAUGUCAAUAACUGCAAAAAACUACUCAAAAAACUGGGAAAGUUCAGCAAUCAAAAAGAUGCAGCAAAUUAUACUCUAAGCUGCAAUCUACGAGAAGAGUUGGUAGCUGUCUCAGAGAGGCAAGACAUCUGCAAUGCAAUAGGGUCUACGCUGACUUGUGAAAAGAUUGCCAAAGAACGAUACAAAAGUAUGAGGAAACAACAAAAGCUGACAAAUAUUUCAAAAGAACAAGCUGAAGAGAUCUCAGUUCUUCAGGCUGAAGUUGAAAGAUUAAGGAUGAAAACAUUCCCUGCUCUUGUUAAACUGUGAAACACUAGCAGGAAUCAAAGGCCUAGCCUUAGUCAUUUCAAAAAUCGUUCCAUUUGGGUAAAAUGAUUCCUUUCUCUUUCUUUUAUAUUGUGAAAUUUAGUAAAGUCACCUUUUAGUUGCAUGUUUCUAAUAGUAAUUUGUUUAAUUUUAGCCUUGUAAUCAGUGUAUAAAUUUUUGUCCUGCAUAAGUGUGUAAAAGAACUAUUUUCAUUCAAGAAAGAACAAGAUUUUAAGAUGGAAAGAAAGUUUUCAAUGCCAGGCUCAGAGGAGAGCACUUGCCUAAUGUACAAGGCUCC